Messenger RNA from Zophobas morio, 1605 nucleotides. Its product is annotated as cyclin G. NCBI's taxonomy places the organism in Eukaryota, Metazoa, Arthropoda, Insecta, Coleoptera, Tenebrionidae. The coding region runs from base 230 to 1156 and encodes 308 amino acids. Gene Ontology annotation, biological process: regulation of cyclin-dependent protein serine/threonine kinase activity; mitotic cell cycle phase transition. The record is from RefSeq and is a predicted model, not a curated record. Gene Ontology annotation, cellular component: cytoplasm; nucleus; cyclin-dependent protein kinase holoenzyme complex. Gene Ontology annotation, molecular function: cyclin-dependent protein serine/threonine kinase regulator activity. The transcript is spliced from 5 exons.
CUUCUUUCUUCUCUAUCUCGUUCGUAAACUGAAAAGUGUGUGUUUGUGUAAUUGUUAGAAUAUUAAGGCGUAAAAGCAGUUAUUUCAAACGUUUAUACACAAGCAUCCGGGUUCUAGGCCUGCUUCUACUUUUGCCUGUUUCGACUUGUUAAUAUUGAGUAAUGGUGCGUAACUGUUGAUGAAGAUUCCGCUGUAAGAAUUGUUAUUCGAGAGACAAACACUCAAUAAGAUGGAAAAACAAAGCAAAGGAAGGAGCCGGCCUAUGCCGGAUGCUGGAAACAUCAAAGACAUCACUUUGAAGCUACAAAAAGCACUCCAGAGCGAGAACCAGUUCGUUUGGAACAAUUCAGACCGAAAGUCUUGGGAAGUUACGAUGUCUGCCAGGGAUGGUGCUGUCCAUGUAAUGAGAUUCCUAAAGAUGUGGUUCGAUCUUCCACAAGCUGUCUUUUUCACAGCUGUCAACUACCUGGACAUGUUUUUGGCGCGCAUGAAGGUCCAAGAAAAAUUUCUUUCGUGUUUGUCAGUUAGUUGUUUUAACAUCGCCGUCCUGGAUCAUGGACGCGAGAUAGAUACUAGUCAGUUGGUGGCCUUAGCUCAGAGUAAAGGUUCCGUCAAGGAUAUGGAACGUAUGAGUACAAUAAUCACGCAAAAAUUAAAUUUGGGGAAAAAAAACUUCUGCAACGCUUUGGAUCUGUUGCAAAUUUAUAUGAACAUCUUUCGAUAUAUUGCUGUGCAAUUCAGAAUUGAAAGCCUCCUCAACAGGAUGUUGCAGUGGCAACAAUUAUGCACAAGGUUUGAGGUACUGAUCUGUGAUUCUUCGUGUGCUUGUUUCAAGCCAUCACUUAUUGCCUUGGCUUUUAUCCACCAUGAAAUGGAACGUUUCUUGUCACGAGAAAUACCAAGAAAGUCCAACUAUUACACUAUGGAGAUGUUUUAUAUAUUAGCGGUGAUGAUUGAACUGCGCUCUUUAUGCAACAUUAAUUCAAGUGAUUAUACUUCUUGUUUUGAAGCCAUCACCAAAGCUCUGAAAGAGUAUGAUGGAAAGAAAAAACUAAACCACUGCCAGAAGCUAACCUGGCGGUUUUCACUCUCAACACAUGCCUUGUCGGAGUACACUCUUCGUUUUCCCAUGCUCAAUACAAUUAAAGAAGAGUAAAAAAAGCAAAAAAAGUCAAUAUAUAUAUAGUUUGUAUAAUCAAAAUUAAUUCUGUUACACGUUCUGUAUUUUUAAGAGACGUUGUCAGAAGAGACUACUAUUUUUGUCCAAAUUUGUGAACAAAGUUACGUUAUGUAUUUUAUUUGACCUAUGUUAAGUGUUUUGAUGUCUAAAAACGUCAGAAGUGUUGCAUUCUGACAAAAAAAAGUUAAAAAUGCUAGUUUACAUGUACUUCGCCUCAGUUGUUACUGUCACAAGUGAAGUACAUUGAAACUCAAAAAUACCAUUUUAUACAAAAAAGUGAGGUUAUUUUUUUGUUGAUGGUUUAAAAAGUGCGUAGAAGUAUUAAAAUCCCAGGAAAAAUUUUGUAAACUAGUCUUAUGUUACCAUUUCUGUCAGACAGUUAAUUUUGAAACUUGUAACAUUCUCAAUAAAACCAAGAAAGAUCA